AAACUUUGUAACUGCGCCUUUACUUGCUUUUCUUCGAGUAUAAACUAUUGCCAGAACUAUUUAAAUCAUCAAAUAGACAAGUAUAAACGCAAAAUAAAUUAAUUAAAAUACAUCAAAAGUGACAAUAAAGAUUUCAGGAAUCAGAUAAAGUCAACAGAUCAUAAGUAAUCUUUGCUGCUUUUUUGUGAGAGACAAGCUGAAAGAAAAAAAAUUGUUUAAAUCAUGAGAAACAGAACGGAAUUAGUCACAAAUACUGGAUCCGAUUACGAUGAAGAGGCAGGCGAAUUUGAUGCUGAUGAUGGAUCAGACGAUUGGAAACCAGACCCAGAAGAUAAAAAAGUGAAGAAAGGAGGAAAACGUAAAGCUACAGCAACAAAAACAUCUGCCAAAAAAAAGAAGCCUAGAAAGGACGAAUCUGAGUCUGAAGAGGAGGAAGAAGACGAAGAGGAAUAUGACGAUGACGAAAUUGGCGAGGAGGAGGAAAUGGAGACUAGCACGAAAUCACAAGGAGGCAGCAGCAAGAAGUCUAGUAAUAAAAAAGUAUCAUCAGAAGCUGAUGCCAGAAACUUCCCCGAUCGUCAAGGAGUGUUUUCUCUGUACGCAUAUAAAGGAGACUUGAAGAAUGGCUUAAGAGCAAAUACAAAUAUCUGUUUGUGGCGUCGUGAUGGACAAUCUCUCCUUCAAAAGUAUUUACGUGAUAAGGAAUCGUCAGGCAACUCGGUAUUCUUUAAUUCCUCAAUGGUCUAUUCAUGUUGGGAAGAUCGUCGUAAAGAUGAGUUCCUCGAAGUAAAAGUAAAAUGUGUCGCAAAUACAGGCAAAGACUCAACACGCGACUCAAAAGUCGAAUUAUUAGACAUUGAUGGAAUUGAACAGACUUGUAUUGACGGCAAAUUUCACGAAUUGGAUCUAGAACCGUAUGUAAGCUAUGCUGAUAAGAAAAAGGAGGAAGAUGCUCUUAACGGUACACAAUCAAGUCAGGUACAGGAAGACGAAGAGGAAGUAUCUGAAGGAGAAGAAUAAAUUAUUUUGCGUACAACAUUAAGAUGAUUGAUAAUUUCUUUCUAAGAAAAAAA
This is a messenger RNA of Chironomus riparius, 1073 nucleotides long. Lineage: Eukaryota; Metazoa; Arthropoda; Insecta; Diptera; Chironomidae. The record is from the annotation of a GenBank genome assembly.